Messenger RNA from Punica granatum (pomegranate), 1072 nucleotides. Lineage: Eukaryota; Viridiplantae; Streptophyta; Magnoliopsida; Myrtales; Lythraceae. The record is from RefSeq and is a predicted model, not a curated record.
GGCCGGGCCGAUUGACUGUGAGAAGUGGCAUUUUCGUAAUUUAAGACAUCAUAUUCAAGCCUUGCUAGGGUAGGCGUCCGCUUUUUCUGCUCUGAUGAAACGCAGUCCAUCCUCAGAAAACAAAAUCUUCGUCGGCGGGCAGCUCCCUCAGGUAAGUAAGUCAUGGUGAAGCACAACAAUGUUGUGCCCAAUGGGCACUUCAGGAAGCACUGGCAGAACUACGUCAAGACCUGGUUCAACCAGCCUGCUCGUAAAGUCAGGAGACGCCUAGCUAGGCAAAAGAAGGCCGUGAAGAUCUUCCCUAGGCCUACUGAGGGACCACUUAGACCGAUUGUUCAUGGUCAGACACUGAAGUAUAACAUGAAAGUCAGGGCUGGAAGGGGAUUCUCUCUUGAGGAGCUCAAGGCUGCUGGUAUUCCCAAGAAACUGGCUCCAACUAUUGGAAUUGCAGUGGACCACCGCCGCAAGAACAGAUCCUUGGAGGGUCUCCAGGCUAAUGCGCAGAGGCUGAAGACCUACAAGGCCAAGUUGGUUGUCUUCCCGAGACGGCCAAGGAAAUUCAAGGCUGGUGAUUCUACUGCAGAGGAACUCGCCAGCGCCACCCAGGUGCAAGGCUCUUACAUGCCUAUUGUCAGGGAGAAGCCUUCUGUUGAGCUUGUCAAGGUCACGGACGAGAUGAAGUCGUUCAAUGCCUAUGCCAAGCUCCGCGUGGAACGCACGAACAAGCGCCACUAUGGUGCCAGGUUGAAGAAGGCGGCUGAGGCUGAGAAGGAGGAUAAGAAGUGAAAACUCCGGUGAGAGGUUUUAGUCGUGCAUCAGUCCUAUGAUGACUACUCUAUCAGUUUUGGUUAGAGUUUCUUAAUGGAUGUUAUGCGAAUGAUACGUUUGAUAUAGAUGUCUCUAUUUUUUUGUUAUCGAAACUGAAGUAGAUUUUUGUUCGGAUGGCCUAUGUUUUCUUGACCAUUUCUUUGAGUCUAUUGUCCACGUAAAUGUGUUUAUUGUUGAGUCUUUGCUUCUCCGAUGUCUCUGAGGAACAAAACUUGCGUUUCUGUAGGAGCAUUUUUUUUCCCCA